GAAAGGGGGGAUGUCGAGCUGUUUCUUUUUUUUUUUCUUUUUCUCUUUUUUUUUUUACACUUGAAGCUUGUCUACAGGAAUUAGGUGUCUUUCCCCACCGCAUAUUGUUUUCCUCCCCGUAGUUGUGGUUGGGGAGCUGGUAAGGUGGGUUAACUCCAGCUCAAGUCUCCGUGAAGCGCAAGAGCGCCUGAUGACGUUUGGGUUGGAUGACCAAUCGGGAGGCGCUGCCCUUUGGAGACAAACCAUUUUACUUGUAGUGUCUGCAUCAAGUCUGGAAGCGAGGGCUCAGUUUUAACAGAAACCACCUUAAAAUCUCGCCCCUUAACUUAUGCCUACCUUUCCGCCACUUUGAGGGAGAACACCACAGGACAAGGAGAAGGGAAAAAACGUGGUGGUGCUGAGGAGGAGGAGGGGGGAUAAAGACACCGCUGGAAAUUUCGGGUGUUAAUAGGAGAGUAUCUUCUCCGGCUGGAGAGGAGGGAGAGACAACAGCACAGCGAGAGAGAGAGAAAACCGAUUUGGUCUUGAGAGAGAGUGUGUGUUUGGAUGUGUGUGUGUGUUGGGGGGGUGGGGGAGGGUGAGUGCUCUCAAGGCAGAAAAUUCGAUGAUGACCAUGACAACGAUGGCUGACGGUCUGGAGGCUCAGGACUCGUCCAAGUCUGCGUUCAUGGAGUUUGGACAGCAGUCGCACUCACAGCAGAGCUCCCCGUCGAUGGCCGGCGGCCACUACCCGCUGCACUGCCUCCACUCCGGCUCGCACGCUCACCACCAGCACGACAGCAGCAGCGCGUACCCGGGGAGCAACACCUACAACAGGUCGCUGCCUUACCCGUACGUGAGCCAUCCGCACCACAGCCCCUACCUGCCUUCGUACCACAACAACACGGGAGGACAGACAAGGUUAGACGGCGCAGAGCAGCAGAAAACGACAGUGAUUGAAAACGGGGAGAUUCGUUUUAAUGGGAAAGGCAAGAAGAUUCGCAAACCGCGGACGAUUUAUUCCAGUUUGCAGCUCCAAGCACUGAACCACCGUUUCCAGCAGACGCAGUACCUCGCUUUACCUGAGCGCGCGGAGCUGGCGGCCUCUCUGGGAUUGACACAAACACAGGUAAAGAUUUGGUUCCAGAAUAAGAGAUCAAAGUUCAAGAAGCUGCUGAAGCAAGGUGCCAACCCGCACGAGAGCGACCCCAUCCCGGGCUCCMUGUCCCUGUCACCGCGCUCCCCGACCAUCCCUCCAAUCUGGGACGUCUCGGCCACUUCCAAAGGAGUAAACAUGCCGGCCAACAGCUAUAUGGCCGGCUACUCUCACUGGUAUUCCUCCCCACAUCAAGAUUCAAUGCAGAGAUAGACUGGCGAGGCAGUAAGGAGGGGUUGGAAGAAUCAGUGAGCUURUCUGCAGGCCCCUAAUGCGGAUCUCCAUCUUGCAGUCCUUCAAUUUGUGUGUCAGCGCAAAGACUGGAUGCAGGAAAGGACAGAGGACAAAACACAGUCUAGCCUCGGGUGCAGAGUCACAAACACGAGGACUACUUUUUUUUUUCAAACGGCUGUUCAGUGGCAUUUGGUCUGCUUUCAUUCAUGUCAUAUCCGAAUAUACCAAAAAAUAUAAGAGACAUUUAUUUCCAGGAAAGAAAGACUCGCUCCAUGCGCUUUGACGCACAGAACUCUUUUCUUUUUCUUGGUUACCAUGAUGGACUCCUGACUGCAUUUGAUUUUUUGGAUAUUUUUUGGUUGUUUCUCCAACAUGCAAGCAAAUUGUCUGUCUGUAAAUAUAAUUUGCAAAACUUUUAGUUGUACAUACACUUUUUAUGUUUUGUCAGAAUGAGUAAACCGUGACUCAAACAGA
This is a messenger RNA of Austrofundulus limnaeus, 1843 nucleotides long. RefSeq names its product distal-less homeobox 6a (gene dlx6a). The record is from RefSeq and is a predicted model, not a curated record. Bases 605 to 1348 code for a protein of 247 amino acids. Lineage: Eukaryota; Metazoa; Chordata; Actinopteri; Cyprinodontiformes; Rivulidae. Gene Ontology annotation, molecular function: DNA-binding transcription factor activity, RNA polymerase II-specific; RNA polymerase II cis-regulatory region sequence-specific DNA binding. The transcript has 3 exons. Gene Ontology annotation, biological process: embryo development; regulation of transcription by RNA polymerase II; cell differentiation.